Messenger RNA from Spodoptera littoralis (African cotton leafworm), 1071 nucleotides. NCBI's taxonomy places the organism in Eukaryota, Metazoa, Arthropoda, Insecta, Lepidoptera, Noctuidae. The record is from the annotation of a GenBank genome assembly.
AUGCCUGAAGUAAAGUUAGAGGAGGUACGGCGGUUCAUGGAGGACAGUCUGAAGGCUGUUGGAGCUCCGGAGUCGGAGGCAAAGGCCCACGCCGACCUACUGAUGCAUGCAGACACCGUGGGUCAUUACAGCCAUGGGUUGAAUAGACUCGAAUUCUACAUUAAUGACUGCCAGUCUAAGGCGUGCGUGCCUACAGCUAAACCGGAGAUCCUGAAGGAAUCUGGAGCCACAGCUUGGGUGGACGGUCACAAUGCACUUGGUGCCACCGUCGGCAACUUCUGCAUGGACCUAGCCAUCAAGAAGGCGAAAGAAUGCGGCGUUGGAUGGGUUUGUGCUAGAAGGAGUAACCACUUCGGUAUGGCUGGCUACUGGGCGCUGCAGGCGGAGCGCGAGGGUCUCAUAGGCCUGGCCUUCACCAACUCGUCUCCAAUCAUGGUUCCCACCAGGUCGAAACAAAGAGCGCUGGGAACAAAUCCUAUUGCGAUGGCUGCACCUGCGACUGAUGGUGAUAAACUUGUGGUGGAUAUGGCUACCACCACAGUAGCUAUGGGGAAGAUUGAAGUACAAAUUCAUAAAGAAGAGCCUUUGCCCGCUGGUUGGGCAUUGGGACCUGAUGGCAAGCCAACUACGGACGCCAAGGCUGCGUUCCAAGCUGGUCGUCUGAUGCCGCUGGGUGGGGAGGAGAAGACCAGCGGAUACAAGGGUUAUGCCCUCAGCGCCAUGGUAGAACUCUUCUGCAGUGGAUUAUCAGGGUCAAAUUCGACUCACAACAUUCGUGGCUGGGAGUUGGACAGCAACCAAGGGCCACCAGAUUUAGGCCAAUGUUUUGCUGCCAUCAAUCCUGAAUGCUUCGCUCCAGGCUUCGGGGACAGAGCUGCUGACUGUCUUAACACCUGGAGGAACCUGGAACCGGUUGAUCCUGCCCUCCCAGUUUUGGCUCCAGGCGACAAAGAGCACCACAUUGGUGAGGCGACUCUAGCCAAGGGAACUGUGAACUAUCCUCAGAGGCAGUUAGAGGCUAUGGAGACCAUGGCUAAGAGGAUCGGUGUGAAACCAAUACAAGUUGUUUAG